Molecule: messenger RNA, 807 nt
Organism: Bolinopsis microptera
Lineage: Eukaryota; Metazoa; Ctenophora; Tentaculata; Lobata; Bolinopsidae
Exons: 6
Coding region: 1-807 (268 amino acids)
Molecular function (GO): S-adenosylmethionine-dependent methyltransferase activity; O-methyltransferase activity
Source: RefSeq, a predicted model, not a curated record
AUGAAUAUUCAAGAUUUUCUCACAAACAUUGACUCCAAGCUUCUGGUCGCCGUUGGAGCAGGUGCUGUACUGGGUGCAUCUGGUCUCUUGGCGAUAUCAUCACUAAAGAAAGGUGAUGUUAUAGAUUUCGCAACUCGGAGCGAACAUCCCAAAUGGUCAAGCGGUGAUGCCAGAAAGCAGUAUUGCGUCAGUCACUCCAACAUAGCAGAGUCCAGUGAGUUGCAAGAGUUGCGUGAGUUGACGGCGCAACACGAGAGAGGUGUUAUGGAAUCCACUCCAGAUGUUGGUCAGUUUCUGACGUUCAUAACCAGGAUGGUGAAAGCAAAGAACAUCAUCGAAGUUGGAUCUUUUACAGGAGUAGCACUGCUGAGAAUGGUCCAAGAACUUCCUGCUGACGGGAAAGCAUUUGCUCUUGAUGUUCAGGAUGAUUAUGUUAAAGUUGGAAAACCAAUUAUGGAGAAGGCAGGAGUACUAUCAAAGAUUGAUUACAGGAUAGCACCAGCUCUAGACUCUCUCGUACAGCUCAAGGAAGAAGGCUACACUGGAAAAAUAGAUCUUUGUUUUAUUGAUGCUGACAAGGGCAAUUACCCGAACUAUUACAAGUUGUGUCUAGAACUUCUGCGACCUGGCGGCAUUAUAGUGUUCGACAACUCUUUGUACGGCAACAAAGUCCUUACUGAUCUAACAUCGGUGCCGAACUGUUACAUACACGAAACAAAUGAGAAAGGAGCUGUCGACAACCGUGUAACAAGCUUACUUCUGCCCAUUGGAGACGGGUGCCUCGUUCUGAGAAAGAAUGAUGAGUGA